GAAUUAAAAGGUCAAAGAAAUGGUUUAAAUAAUGGUUUAAAAAACACGGCGAGACAAACUUCGCGAACGGAAAUCGCGAACGCAUUCCGUCGACGAACUUCGUCGGAGAUUUUCGCAACGGAAUGUUCUUAAAAACCAAGGCUUAAGAGGGGAAUGUAACGAAGUUAUUUAAUCUUUAUUAUUAUUAUUUAAUAAUUUAGAGAAUAUUAAAAAUUAGAGAAAGCCGCUCCGUCAUCAUUGGGUCUGGGAAGCUGUAAAUACAUAGUUAACUAUGAAUGAUUUUAUACGCUGUUGCUGUGCAAGAUACACUAAGCUGGACAGGCGCGCGCGCCUCACGCUGGUCUGAUGCCUGGAAGUGGAACGCGGAGAGUGGCGGGGGGAGUCCCCCCGGGGGACACGGAGCACUCUUGUGUUUUCGCCUUCGCACCGACAAGCCGAAUUAUAAAGCGACCUACCGAUUUGUAAGUACACGUAAAAGUAUUCUUUUGUAUUGAACUUAACUAUUUGCUCUGCUUUGCUGUGCCUUGCUAUAAUAUAGUCGUAUUAAUUAGUGUAGAUUUGCAGAUAAUAACCUGAUACUGUAGAUUUGUUUAAAACGUUACACGCGUUCGGUUACCGUCUACGAAUAGUAGCCAGGCGCGUAGCCGUUGCUUUGACCUUUUGACCAUUUACCCACCAUUGCUUUGAUUCACAAUUAUUUCGCUGCUACUAAUUGCUUGCAUUUUUUAUCACCUAUUGCCGUUUUCACCUCAUUCCCUUUAAAUCACCAUUUUGGCGGUUUACCUCCCCCUGCUCGCCCUCACGCUCGCUAAACACUAUUGGUUUGCUUUAAGUAAUAUUUGUUUUGUGUUUUAUAUAUAGUGAGUUUUCAUUUCAUGUUAAUAGAGUCGUUUUAUGUUGUUAAUAUACGUAUUAAAUUUACUCCUGAGUUUCAUUGUUAACUGAACCCUGGUUUUACUUUUUCCACUGCAUAAAAACUACUUAGGUGUGGCGCUUCACCACAAUAAAAAAGAAGCUGGCGCCCGAGAUUUUGUAUUAGACAAACCAAUAGGUAAGUGCGUCACAAGAAAAUAGCGUUACAACAUUAGACAGGAAAGUUUACACAAGCCUUUUUUAAGGCAAAGUUUGGGAAAACAUAGUGUCAAAACGUGGCACCGAUACAAUAAUACCUCUUAAUUUGUAUUAUGAUGAUUUCGAGAUAAGCGAUGCAUUGAGUCCAUCGGCAGGACUCAAUGCACAAAAUGGGAGGAUUAUAUUUUUCUCUUGCAGCUUUACCACCAAGAAAUGCAUCAUCUGAAAGAGAAGUUUUUUUAGCCCAAUUAUUCCAUGUUUCAGAUAAAAAAGUUUGGAAACAAAAAUUGUUUUAAAAAAAUUAUUGAAGAAUUUGAAUUUUUGUCGACUCGUUAACCAUAAAACAUAACAAAUUUUUUUAAUUUAAUAUUUUAGGAGAUAAUUUAGCAGUAAACGACCUUUUAGGUUUUGUACAAUGUUUUAAUAGUUUGUACUUUUGUAGAAUAUGUCGUGCUUCAAAAUUUAUUACUAGCGAACAAUGUGUGGAAAAUCCAGAGCCUUUCAGAAAUAUUACAAAUUACAAUGAAGACUAACAAAAUCAAACUUAUGCCAUCAAGGAAAAAUGCGUCAUAUCAUAGUUGUAAUGCAUGAUACAUAUUUAGGAGUUUGUAGAUAUGCCAUGUCUGUUAUAAUAAAACACCUAAUAAACUCUGAGUACUUUAUAUUAGCUCGAUUAAACAGUCGAUUAAAAUAUUUUGAUUAUGUUAAUAUUGAUCGCGGAAAUAAAAUAAAUUUUAUUAAUGAAAAACAUAUUCGGGAUGGGUGCUUGAUUACAACUGCAGGUGAAAUGUCACCUCUUAUAGCAUAUUUUGGAAUUAUAAUAGGCGAUUUGGUAACGGAAGACGAUCCUGUCUGGGAGUUAUACUUGAUUCUUCAUGACAUCAUUGAUUUAAUAAAAUUAAAUUUCUGAACACGAUUUACAGUAUCUUAGGCAACUCAUCAAAUCAUUUAAUAAAACAUAUUUAAAGCUGUUUGAAAAAUCCCUUAAAGCUAAAUUUCAUUUUUUAGUGCAUUAUCCGGAAAUAUUUCAAAGAAUGGGACCAGUAAAAUAUUUAUCCUGUUCAAAAUUUGAAGCUUUCCAUAAAAAUAUGCAAAAAUUAUUACAUCUAGACGAAAUAUUACCAACAGUUUAGCGAUUAACUUACAAUUAAAGUUGUGCUAUGGGUUUUUAAGUAAAGAGGAAUGGACUGAUAUAAGUCAGUAGCGGUCGUACGAUUGUUUUUUUUAUCAGAAAAUAUAGAUUUUGACAAGUUUCCAAACAUUCCAGGCACUGUUUUGGAAAUAGCGUCUGUAAAAUUAAACAACACGAUGUAUAAGCCCGGAAACAUUAUUUUUUUAAAUGGAACAUUAAGGGUAAUCCCUCUUUUAGCAUCAUAACCAACAUUGCAAUUUCAGACACAAAUCAAGUUUUUUUAAUUUACAAAGAUUUUGAAACUAUAGGAUUCGACAACCACAGGGAAGGUUAAAAAUUAAUUAUGCUGGACAAAACAGCCUAUCGGUUGUUCUCCUUUGAUUUCAAUGCAAAAUUUUGACGACCAAUAAAAGGUUCAUUUAACAGGGGACGGCUUUUAUUUGAUAGCAA
Molecule: messenger RNA, 2653 nt
Organism: Brassicogethes aeneus
Lineage: Eukaryota; Metazoa; Arthropoda; Insecta; Coleoptera; Nitidulidae
Source: the annotation of a GenBank genome assembly